UCCCUGUACUAUCCAAUGCGUGUUGCUUUUCUCGGCCUGCAACUGUGAACUGUGUACAGAACUUCGCAGAUCGCGAUCGACACGUGGCCAAAAACGUACGCUUCGUCCAUUACCAUAUCCACGUAGUGCAUUUGUGCUGCCUACUACGAGUAGCAUUUGUUUUCUUUACAAAAUUUACCUUGAUGAUCUAUCUGCGAAUAUUUAGCCGAUGUAUGAUUAUAUUUCGCGAAUGUUGUGACCGGUCUUACAUGAAUCUCCGCCGUCGUAUCAUCGACCUUGAACUUGCGCAUCGACGGCAUGGUUUGUUGUUGAAUCUGUAGACGCUUGGGAGCUUCUCCUCUGGUUCAUUUGGGAGGGUUUUCUGCUCGGGGAUUUCACAGCCAUGAAAUCCUUUAAGCCGUCAUUCUUUUUUAUAUCUGUGUUAAUUUUUAUCCAGUGUUUUCGAAGUUUAGCCGAUGAGCACAGUCAUACGUAUGAUGAUAAGGAAGAAGUGAUCUUAUGGAUGAACACAGUGGGCCCAUAUGCCAAUCGGCAGGAAACCUAUUCCUUCUUCUCCCUGCACUUCUGUCAGGGCGACAAGCACAAACUGGAGCAUUACCAUGAGUCCAUGGCCGAGGACCUGCAGGGGAUUGAUCUGGAGAACAGCGGGCUGGACAUCAAAUUCAAAACGACACAGACCAAGUUGGAGUUCUGCAAGAUUGAUAAUUUAGACAAGGAUAUGUUGAAUUCCUUCAUGUACGCCAUAAAGAACAACUACUGGUUCCAGGCAUAUCUGGAUGAUUUACCGUUGUGGGGUACAGUUGGCGAGUUCGACGAAGCGAGCAACUCGUACUACCUGUACACUCACCGUAAAAUCGACAUUGGCUAUAAUGGGAAUCGCAUCGUGGACGUUAACUUGACCAACGAAGGCAAAGUGAAAUUGGAAAUGAACGGCAAGAUCCCCUUCUCGUACGAAGUGACAUGGAAACCCUCGUCCGUGAAAUUCCACGAUCGCUUCGACAAGUACCUCGAUCCAUCGUUCUUUCAGCAUCGUAUCCAUUGGUUCUCCAUCUUCAAUUCCUUUAUGAUGGUCAUCUUCCUUGUCGGUUUGGUAUCGAUGAUCCUGAUGCGAACGCUGCGGAAGGAUUAUGCCCGGUACAGUAAAGAGGAGGAUAUGGAGGAUUUAGAGCGGGAUUUGGGCGAUGAGUACGGAUGGAAACAGGUGCACGGCGAUGUAUUUCGCUCUCCAUCCAAAGUCACCAUUUUCUCCAGUCUUAUCGGCUCCGGUUAUCAGCUGGCUGUGGUAACCAUUUUUGUGAUUGUGUUGGCUAUUUUUGGCGAUUUGUACACAGAACGCAGUUCGUUGUUGGGAGCGGCUAUCUUUGUGUAUGCCGCCACAUCCCCGGUGAAUGGGUUUUUUGGAGGUUCGUUGUAUUCGCGCUUUGGAGGGAAGCAGUGGAUACGGCAGAUGCUAAUUAGCUCCUUUUUGUUUCCUUCUCUGGUCUGCGGUGUGGCAUUCCUGAUCAACUUCAUUGCGAUCUAUUAUCACGCCUCUCGGGCUAUUCCUUUCUUGACGAUGCUGGCUGUGGCAGCUAUUUGUUUAUUCAUCAUUCUACCGUUGAAUCUGGUGGGUACCAUUCUGGGACGCAAUCUGGCGGGACAGGCCGAUAAUCCGUGCCGGGUGAACGCUGUACCACGUCCGAUACCGGAGAAAAAGUGGUACAUGGAACCUUAUGUCAUCGCCUUGAUUGGGGGUAUUUUGCCGUUUGGGUCGAUUUUCAUCGAGAUGUACUUUAUUUUUACGUCAUUUUGGGCGUACAAAAUCUAUUACGUCUAUGGAUUUAUGCUGCUGGUGUACAUCAUCCUCGCUGUGGUGACCAUUUGUGUCACAAUCGUUUGCACCUACUUCCUUCUGAACGCCGAAGACUAUCGCUGGCAGUGGACAAGUUUUCUGGCCGGCGCAUCGACAGCCCUUUACGUUUUCCUUUAUUCGUAUUACUACUUCAUGUUCAAAACGAAGAUGUAUGGCUUGUUCCAGACCGCAUUCUAUUUCGGCUACAUGGGCGUGCUCAGUAUUGGCCUGGGAAUUGUGUGCGGUACAUUCGGCUUCUUCGGUACCAGUGUGUUUGUGCGCAAGAUCUACUCCACGGUCAAGAUCGACUAAGAGUUCUCUCAAAAUUACUGUAAUUUGUUGUUAUGGAAUGAUAUUUAAGCUUCUCUACGGCGGUCUGCGAGUAUGUUUUGGCCAAUGUUUAUUUGUUCAACACUGUGCUGCUUUGAUGUCAGUUUUAAGCUCUUUCCGGUAGAUAUUUCCGUACAACGCUGUAAUAAAAAAAGUUUUUAUACCGAACAUUUCCUGCUGCGCCAUUUUGAAACGUUUCUUAAUCACUUGCAAAGGUGGUGUUUGCAAAUAAAUUCACUGAACGUG
Messenger RNA from Paramacrobiotus metropolitanus, 2407 nucleotides. RefSeq names its product transmembrane 9 superfamily member 3-like. The transcript has 4 exons. Gene Ontology annotation, cellular component: membrane. Lineage: Eukaryota; Metazoa; Tardigrada; Eutardigrada; Parachela; Macrobiotidae. The record is from RefSeq and is a predicted model, not a curated record. The coding region runs from base 383 to 2143 and encodes 586 amino acids. Gene Ontology annotation, biological process: protein localization to membrane.